This is a messenger RNA of Abrus precatorius (Indian licorice), 3567 nucleotides long. RefSeq names its product cation/H(+) antiporter 4-like. The coding region runs from base 1 to 3543 and encodes 1180 amino acids. Gene Ontology annotation, cellular component: endomembrane system; membrane. The record is from RefSeq and is a predicted model, not a curated record. Gene Ontology annotation, molecular function: antiporter activity. The transcript is spliced from 14 exons. NCBI's taxonomy places the organism in Eukaryota, Viridiplantae, Streptophyta, Magnoliopsida, Fabales, Fabaceae. Gene Ontology annotation, biological process: regulation of pH; proton transmembrane transport.
AUGAAUUUAAUUAAUACGAACGAAACUAUGUACCACUCAAUAAAAGAAGUGGGUUUGAACACCUACGAGGUGUGCUAUGAUGCUCCACCCCAUAUUGUUUCAGAUGGCUUAUGGGCUGUAGGAGAACGUAGAAGGUCUCCAAUGAAAUCUUUUCUCCCCAUGUUUGAGUUACAGGUGCUUAUAAUAUUCACUAUCACCCAAAUAUGCCGUGUCCUUCUCAAGCCCUUGGGACUCCCUCUAUUUAUUUCACAAAUGAUGGCUGGUUUAAUUCUACAUUCUUCGCUUCACCUGGGGGAAUUAGGCAUGUUUAUGAGGAAGUUGUUUCCCUACGGAACCCAAGACACCAUUGGAACAGUGUCAUCUAUUGGUUACGUGCUAUUCAUUUUUAUAAACGGAGUGCAAAUGGAUUUUAGCAUGAUAACAAGGACGGGAAAGAAGGCAUGGACCAUUGCCAUAAUUGGAUUGUUAGUACCGUUAUCUGUUGCCGCUACAACACUAUAUUUUUCCCGUCAACGGAUUAGUAUGUACAUCUACAACUACGAUGAUCUUUACGUUACUACGGUAUCACACACUGUUGUUUCAUUUGCGGUAAUUGCUUCCCUGCUCAAUGAACUUCAAAUCCAAAACUCGGAACUGGGGAGAUUGGCAUUAUCCUCAGCAUUGGUGAGUGACGUGUUGUGCACAAUCGUUACCGCUAUUGGCACUGCAUUGAUGAUUACCCCUGAAACACAAAUGGAUCACGUUUUCAAAAACUUUAUGGGUUUGCUUGCAAUGGCUAUCUUUGUUCCUUUAGUGUUUCGGCCAGCAAUGUUUUGGAUCAUCAAACGUACUCCAGAAGGAAGACCUGUGAAGGAUGGUUACCUUUAUAUUAUCAUCGUGGUGGUCUUUGCUUUGGGUUGGCUUUCAGUUAUGAUUAGUCAAGAAUUCACUCUUGGAGCUUUCAUUUUGGGUUUGUCUGUGCCAGAAGGUGCUCCAUUAGGCUCUGCUUUGGUUAAGAAGCUUCAGUUCUUUUCUACCUCCUUCUUUUUGCCAAUCUUCGUCACUACCUGCAUGUUGAAGGCUGAUUAUAGUUCCAUGUCUGAUAUUUAUUUAUCAAGGACAGUUUCAUGCGUCGUUAUCGCCAUCAUCCUCAUCCAUUUAAUCAAAAUGGUGUCGUGCAUUCUACCCGCCAUCUCUAGCAACAUGCCCAUUCGUGAUGCUCUCUCUCUUGCUCUCAUUUUGAACACCAAAGGCGUAGUCGAAAUUGGCAUCUACUUUUACUUAUACGACAAUCGGAUAAUUGAUGGCGUAACAUACGAAAUAUUGAUGAUCAGCAUAAUUAUCAUAGCAAGCGUUGUGCAAUGGUCUGUGAAGGUUUUGUAUGAUCCUUCCAGAAAAUACGCAGGCUACCAGAAAAGGAACAUUAUGAGUUUAAGGCCCAACUCGGAUCUGAAGAUGGUUGUAGCGAUUCAUAAAACGAAUCAUAUAUCGGCCAUGAUAGAUGUGCUUGACCUGUGUUGUCCAACACCUGAAAAUCCCAUAACUGUGGAGGUAUUGCACCUAAUCGAGCUAGUUGGAAGGGCCUUACCCAUUUUCAUUCCUCAUCGUCUUCAAAGGCAAGAAUCUGGCCUGCACAAGUCAUACUCAGAUGAUAUCCUUCUUGCUUUUGACAUUUAUGAGCACGACAAUGGAGACGCCUUGUCAGCAUACACAUGCACCGCAAUAUCACCACCCAACCUCAUGUACGAGGAUGUUUGCAACCAGGCGUUGGACAAGGUUGCAUCCAUCAUAAUUCUUCCAUUCCAUCAAAGAUGGUCCAGCGACGGUGAUGUUGAAUCUGAUGACAAGAACAUAAGAACACUAAACUGUAGGGUCCUAGAAAUUGCUCCAUGCUCGGUUGGAAUCUUGGUGAGUCGUGCUUCCCACCAAAGAAGAGGCACAACCACUCGAGUAGCCCUUAUUUAUUUGGGUGGAGAAGAUGAUCAUGAGGCUUUGUGCAUAGCGAAACGAGCAAUUAGGAACCCGGGCAUUAACCUAGUUGUUUAUCACCUUGUUUCUGAUGAUUGCAUAGGAGAGAGGGAUGAACUAGGGGAUUAUUACAAAGAUGAUGGCGAUAUGCUACUACUACAAGAUAUGAAGCAUGAACCCAAUGUGAGGUAUCAACAAAUCAUAGCAAUGGAUGGAUCACAGACAGCAGGUUUUCUUGGUGAAAUAGUGAAUGAGCAUGACUUCUUUAUAGUUGGGAGAGGCCAUGGGAUCAACUCACCUCAAACGGAAGGACUCACACAUUGGAGUGAAUUUCCAGAAUUGGGUGUCAUCGGUGAUUUUCUUUCUUCUCCAGAUUUGAGGAGUCGUGCAUCCAUUUUAGUGGUGCAGCAACAACUCUCUCGAAUCGCAGAGAUUCAGAAGCUUUGCAACGACGACGAAUUGGAUGGCCACGAUUUACUCAACCAAUGUGCUCUUCAUGUUCAGGACAGAGUGCAGCAGAUUGUGUCCGAGUUCCCUGAUCUGUCUUCCUUCGAAAUUCAAAAUUUCGAUGCUUACCUACAGAUUUUGAAAGACGAACUUCGCAACGUGGAGCUUGAAACCACCCUUGUAGCAAACGACAUUGAGCUUCUUUCCAAAACUCAUAGGGAUGAUUAUAUUCUCUUGGAGGCCAAACUUGAAGAAAUUGAAUGUUCUUUAGAUUACAUUACAUCAAAGGAUCCGACGACAGCUGAGGCUACUGAAGGCACUGACUCCCCAAUGCUGGCGGAUGAUGGUUCAAAUUUGAACUUUGUGAAUCUAGACAAGAAUGUAGAGCAAUUAGAACUUGAUAAUGAGAUUGAUGAAAUGAAGUUGACUCUAAAGUCUUUGCAGGAUCUUGAGCUUAAGGUCAAAUGGUUUGAUGUUGUAGAGCAGAUUGAGGAUGCAUUCACAGGUCUAAAAGUUCUUGCAUUUGAUGAGAAUUGCAUUAGGUUAUCAUUGCAGACUUAUAUGCCAACAUUUGAGGGCAUUUCCUACCUACAGAAAAUUGAAGAUACCAUUGAUGCAGCUGACCUUAGUCAUGAGUUGUUAAUUGAAGUUUUUGAGGGGACUAUGAAGUUAAAGAAUGUUCAGGUUUUUCCAAAUGAUAUACUUGUGAACGACAUUGUUGAUACUGCAAAGUCUUUCAGUAAGUCCUCUCUGCAGUGGUUUAUACAAAAAGUGCAGGAUAGAAUUAUACUAAGCAACCUUAGGCGUCUUAUUGUAAAGGAUGCUAAUAAAUCAAGAUAUUCGCUUGAAUACUUGGACAAAAAUGAGACUAUUGUAGCUCAUAUGGCUGGAGGAAUUGAUGCAUACAUAAAGUUGUCUAAUGGUUGGCCAAUAUUUUGUUCUCCAUUGAAGCUGAUAUCCAUCAAGGGAUCAGAAUCAUCAGAUGACUUAAAGAGAACUUCCCUAAACUUUCAUUCCAAACUUGAGAAGUUAGCCAAUUCUUUAGAUACUCAUAUUCGGCAUAAUAUAUCGAGCUUCGUUGAUGCGGUCGAAAAAGUGCUUAUAGAACAGUUGCAGUGUGAUCUUCGGGCCGAUGAUAGCUCGGGCUAAGGAUACUCUCGUAUCUGUGACGCU